AUGCCUCCCCACUCACUCAUCGAGUGGAUCAUCGGACAGAAUGUCCCCCGCCCGGCCAAGGAGAAGUCUGAGCCAGCGCCGGCGGCGGAGCCGGCAGCGACUCCGAAACGCAAAGUCGUGCACAUGGAGAUUACGACCGACGACGAGGGCGAGACUGAUACGGUCGCCCUGACGUACCCGCGCACCGGCAAGAAGGACGCACCUGCUCCGAAACCCGAGGAGCCCGCCAGCGCGAGCGAGGAGAAGGCGGAGGAGUCGGAGGCCGAGUCGGCACCGGAAGUGGUCAAGAAGGUGCGCUUCAUCGGCACGCCGCCACCGCUCAAGUCCGCCCUCAAGAAGCCGACGCGGGCUUUGACCCUCAUCGAGAGCGACCUGGAGAGCGAGGACGAGGAUGACGCAUCGGACACGAGCGAGUAUGUCCCUGUGAUGAUGAUUAAGAAGAAGCAAAAGCAGAAGGGUAAACGGCAUGAGAAGAGCGAGAAGAAGAAGAAGAAGUGUCCCAAGCAAGCGGGGAGCAAGAAGCCUCAUCCAACAUGCGCUUGCGAGGAGUGCAUCGCCGCUCGGCGCAAGGCGAAGAAGGCUAAGGUUGUGCUGAUUGCGGAGACGGAUUCGAGUGAGACCACUGACAGCGAUACAUCUACUACCGAUGACGAGUCGGAAGAGAAAGAGAAGCCCAAGGCAAAGGCCAAAGCGAAUCAAAAGAAGAACAAGAAGGGCAAGCCUGAGACUGAGAGAGAGCCUGAGGAGACAUCAGACGGCACACAGACCGAGACAGACGUUGAGUCUUCUGCGUCCGAGCCGACGCCCCCCUUGAGCAAGAAACAGAGGAAGAAGCUGGCGCGAGAGAAGCAGGAGAAAGAGAAGAAGAAGCAGGAGGAGGCUGCCAAGAAGAAAAAGGCCGCUGAAGAAUCGGCCAAGAAGAAGAAAGGGGACAAGUCGGCAAAAUCGCCCCCAAAGGAGUCCAAGAGCAUCUCCUCCGCUUCUUCCACCAUCUCAUCCUCUUCUUCCAAGAAGUCCAAGAAAGCUUCCUCGGCAGACGUCCCAGCCCCGGGACCGAAGACCGACCUUCGCGCCCCCCACCUCCUCAUGCCCUCGCGCCCGCAGGUCAUGCACGUCGAGCACGCCGUCGAGACGCCCGACGACCCGCGGCCCAACGCCUUCCUCGACAACGAGCACGGCGUCGUGCGCAUGUACCACGGCCCGGCCUACGGCAACCCCUACGGCAGCCUGUACCCGCGCCGAGCGUUCAGCGGCAAGCCCCUGCCCGCGGGAACGCCGCACCCGCUCCACAACGCCUAUUUCCACGGCUUCGUGGCCGGCCCUGAGCACCACCACCACGCCCCCGCCGCGCCGGCGCAAGAUGCUGCGCAGCAAGCGGAUCCGCCGGUCGCUCCACCACCGGAGCCCGCUCCUGCUGCUGCUGCUGCUGCUGCUGCUGCUGCUGCUGCUGCUGCUCCUGCUGCGACGGCGCCGAUGAUGCCGCCCGGGAUGCCCAUGGGGCCCAUGUGGCCAGGCUACCCCUAUCCUCCGCCUCCGCCGUGGGGAGCCUACCCGCCAGGCCAGCCGCCGUACCCCGCGCCGCCGAUGCCGCCGAUGCCGCCGAUGCCGGACCUGCAGCCCCCGCCGACCCCGGCCAUCAUGUCCGCGACCAAGCCCGCGUCCACCCGGGACAAGGGCUGGGACACCAACGUGGGCCCCGCCGGCUCCGGCCGGAACGAGGCCAAGUCGUCCCCCAACAACAACCACAACAACAAGAACAACGGCAAGCAGUCGGGCCACCACCACCACCACUCCAACAAGUCCAAGGCCCCGAAGCACCGCACUGGCGAGCAGCAACCCUCCUGGGCCGGAUUCCCCCCUCCCGACGACCCGAGGUCGUGGGCAGAAGGCAGCAACAACAGCGCGACCAAGGUCUUCGACACGGCCAAGGACGACGACGCCCAGGGCUGGGGGGGCCGCAACGAGUUCGACAAGCCCUCCGGCAGCAAGGCCGGCAGCAAGCAGAACGAUCAAUGGGGGGGAGGAUCCAACAACGACAACAACAGCUGGGACGGAGGAGGAGGCGGUUGGCCAGCUGCCGACAACAACAACGACGACGCCAACCAGUGGGGAGGAGGAGGAGGCUCUGGCAAGAACAACAAUAGCAACAAGUCCAACAAGUCCAACAAAUCAGCCGAUCAAUGGGGCGGCGGCGGAGGCGGCUGGGACGGCAACAACAGCCAUGGUAGCCACAGCCACCGCAACAAUCCUGUAUCCCCGACCGGCAUGCCAGGCGCGUUCUCGCCAGCCCCGGCCGGCCGAAGCGGCGGCGGCGGCGGCGGCGACCAGAGCGGCGGCGGCUUCGACGGCGGCAACGUCACGGGAGAAGGAAAGGUCACAGUCAACCCGGACUGGGCGCGCGAAGCGACGAGUGCGUAUCCGGACUGGACGGACCUCUCGGCUGCGCAGCCCGCGCCCUCGCCAAGCGACAAGGGAGAUACCCAGUGGUAA
Messenger RNA from Thyridium curvatum, 2490 nucleotides. RefSeq lists its product as uncharacterized. The transcript has 2 exons. Bases 1 to 2490 code for a protein of 829 amino acids. NCBI's taxonomy places the organism in Eukaryota, Fungi, Ascomycota, Sordariomycetes, Thyridiales, Thyridiaceae. The record is from RefSeq and is a predicted model, not a curated record.